Molecule: messenger RNA, 279 nt
Organism: Paramecium sonneborni
Lineage: Eukaryota; Ciliophora; Oligohymenophorea; Peniculida; Parameciidae
Source: the annotation of a GenBank genome assembly
AUGGGAUGCUCAGAAUCUACGCACUUUAAAUCAUCUAUGAUAAUGAGUCGAGAAUCUACUUUAGACACAUGCAAAAAUUCUCCUGUUAAAACAAUUAUUAAGCCAUAAGAAGAUGACUUAUUAGACUUUGUGGAUUUUGACACAUCAGAAUUAGCAAUUGAAUAAACUAGUUAUCACUUUUACGAUUCUAUUUUGUAAAGAGUAGUUUCAGUUCCAAAAUUAAAAUCAAUAACUACAUCAAGUAUUCUCUCUAGAAGAAAGAAUAAUAAGAAAUAUUGA